CUGUAGGAUCAAUGUUGUCAAAUAGCGGCUAUAGCGGGGAUAUUGCGCUAUAGCAUAUCAGUUUUUAAUGAAAACGCUAUCGCCACACCGAUAUGUAGCAUUUUUCUGUGGCGGCCGCCAUACCCGUGGCGGCGCCAUAGCGCUACCAUAUCCCGCAAUAGCGGUAUUUUAGCCCAAUUUUGACUUUUUGGUGCUAAUUUUGACUUUUAUUAGGCUUUUUAUUUUUUAAUUUAAUUUUGCAUAGGCCCAAUCAGCCCACCCCAAUAAUUCUAACCCCAAUAAUUCUAAAACCUAAUUCCACAACCCCAAUCUGCCGCUUUUCAUCUCUACUCCUUCAGUCCUUCCACAAUCUGCCACCCACCGUCGCGCCGCCGCCACUGUCCCGCUGCCCCCGCCUGUUGCAGCCUAGCCAGCACCCGCCAGCACCCUCCAGUCCCACUCAGUGACUCAGCCACCGCCCAGCCAUACAGCCUCUCCUAUUCACAAUCUGCACCCUACAGCCCCUCCUAUUCACAAUCAUCCCCACUCAGUGACUCAGCCACCGCCCAGCCACUUGACGCCGCCACCCCCGCGCCGCCGCCACCCUCGCGCCGCCGCCGCCGCCACCUACAGCAGCCGAGCACCUUCCAGCUGGAUACUUUCUGAAUCCAAGCAUCUUCUAUGAUAACAGGGAGUUGAACUUUGAUAGUGUGGAGACUAAAGGGUUAUAUGCAUGUAUUAAUCGAUUGGCGACAUCAAAAGCAGAGGAAGAUAGGGUGCUUCAACAGUUGAAUGUGUACACAAACGCUGCAGGCGACUUCUUUGGUACCGAGGCUGCGCAACGGCAAAGGAAGAUUGUACAUCCCGGUGAGAAACUUUAAACUUAGUCCUUAAAAAUUUUUGAAUUCUAUUUUCUAAUUUGGAAACAUAUAUGAUUGUGUAGCUACUUGGUGGUCUAUGUUUGGGAAAGACACUAGGCUUUUGCAGAAGUUUGCAAUCAAAAUCUUAAGUUUGACAUGUAGCGCUUCCGGUUGUGAGCGCAAUUGGAGUGUCUUUGAGCAGAUUCAUACAAAAAAGAGAAAUAUGCUCGAGCAUAAGAGGAUGCAAGAUUUGGUUUAUGUGAAAUAUAACCAAAAAUUGCAUGAUAGGAACAAGCUUAGUGCAACCGAUGAAUUUGAUCCUAUUAUUCUCGAUGAUAUUGAUGAGUGCAAUGAGUGGCUAGUUGGGGAGUUGGAUGAUGAUGAUGAUGAUGAUAUUGAUGGUGGUAAUCAUUUGGUUCAUGAUGACGAUGAUACACUUGAUUGGAACAUGGUGUAUAAGGCUUCGGGUGUUGGAGAGCCUAGGACAUAUACUAGGUCAAAGAAGAGGAAAGAAUCUUCUACAUCUAGUUCAAGUUGUCUUAGAGUUUCUAAGAAAAAAAGAACCUAUCAUACCUAGAAAAGGGAAAGGGAAAAGGAAAAGGCUUGCGCUUGUAGAUGAAGAAUCGGAAGGGGAAGAAUUUGAGGAUAGUGUAAGUGGAGAUCAAGAGGAUGAAGCAAUGGAGGAUGAAGAUGAAAUGAUGUCGAUGAUAGUGAUGAUGAUGAGCUAGAAGACUAUGUUGAGCUUGAUGAUUGAUGUCUAUUGAGCUUAUCAUGGUUUUAUGUUUUGUUGAACACUUGAACUAAAGACUUUAAUUGCUAGACUUUUAUAUAAUUGUUUUCUAUUUUAUGCUUUA
Salvia splendens (bonfire salvia) is the source of this 1693-nucleotide messenger RNA. RefSeq lists its product as uncharacterized. Lineage: Eukaryota; Viridiplantae; Streptophyta; Magnoliopsida; Lamiales; Lamiaceae. The transcript has 2 exons. Bases 937 to 1416 code for a protein of 159 amino acids. The record is from RefSeq and is a predicted model, not a curated record. Gene Ontology annotation, molecular function: protein dimerization activity.